AUGACAAUAUUAACUCUUUUUCGCGUAGCAAAUUUAUCGAAAGUUAUAAAGAGAGCAAACAGUUGUCAAAUAGAAGCUUAUUCUUCUUAUGUAAAAUAUGCAGAACAUAAACCUUUAGAAAGAAUAAGGAAUAUUGGUAUUUCAGCCCAUAUAGACUCUGGAAAGACUACUUUAACAGAAAGAAUAUUAUUCUACACAGGCAGAAUUGAUGUUAUGCAUGAGGUAAAAGGCAAAGACAAUGUUGGCGCAGUGAUGGAUUCAAUGGAACUUGAACGCCAAAGAGGAAUUACUAUUCAGUCUGCUGCCACCUACACAAUAUGGAAGGACCAUAACAUAAACAUCAUUGACACACCAGGACAUGUAGACUUUACAGUGGAGGUAGAAAGAGCAUUGAGGGUGCUGGAUGGAGCCAUAUUAGUCCUUUGUGCUGUGGGAGGAGUUCAGAGUCAAACACUAACAGUUAACAGGCAAAUGAAACGCUACAAUGUACCAUGCCUGGCGUUUAUUAACAAGCUAGAUAGAUUGAGUGCAAAUCCAGAAAGGGUACUUAAACAAAUGCGUUCUAAACUUAACCAUAAUGCAGCCUUCCUUCACUUACCUAUUGGUUUAGAAAAAGAAUGCCAAGGCAUACUUGACCUUGUUGAAGAAAAAGCAUUGUACUUUGAUGGUGAUUAUGGUGAGAAAGUUCGCUUGGACGAGAUUCCACAAGACAGAAGAGCUGAAGUGCAAGAAAGACGCCAUGAAUUAAUAGAGCAUUUGUCGAAUGUAGAUGAAACUUUAGGUGAACUAUUUUUAGAAGAAAAGACACCCACGAUUACAGACCUAAAACAAGCAAUACGUCGAACGACCUUGAAGAGAGUCUUCACACCGGUACUUUUAGGUACUGCUCUAAAGAACAAAGGAGUUCAACCAUUGCUCGAUGCAGUAUUGGACUAUCUACCGCAUCCAGGCGAAGUCGAAAACACUGCCAUAUUAAAUGAGAAGAAAGGUUCUGAAGGGCAAAAUAUAUUACUAGAUCCAACAAGGAGUGACAGUAAGCCUUUUGUGGGGUUGGCUUUCAAGUUAGAAUUGAGCAAAUUCGGGCAGUUGACUUACUUGAGAUGUUACCAGGGCAUGUUGAAGCGAGGCGAUAAUAUUUUUAAUUCGAGGACCGGAAAGAAGAUCAAGGUAUCGCGAUUAGUCCGAAUGCACUCCAACAACAUGGAGGAAGUAAACGAGGUCCUGGCUGGUGAUAUAUUUGCUCUGUUCGGUGUUGAUUGUGCAUCCGGUGACACAUUUGUAAAUGACUCUAAAUUAGAUCUGUCUCUGGAAUCAAUCCACGUUCCCGAUCCUGUUGUGUCAAUGUCUAUAAAGCCAAAGAACACUAAGGAUAGAGAUAACUUUUCUAAAGCAGUAGCAAGGUUUACCAAAGAAGACCCCACAUUCCACUUCCGUUACGACAGCGAUAAUAAGGAGACCAUCGUAUCGGGCAUGGGUGAACUUCAUUUAGAGAUCUAUGCACAGAGAAUGGAGCGGGAAUACAAUUGCCCUGUUGAAUUGGGAAAACCUAAAGUAGCAUUCAGAGAAACAAUGACGUCACCAUGUACCUUCGACUACCUGCACAAAAAGCAAUCUGGUGGCGCAGGACAAUACGCCAGAGUUAUCGGUAUCAUGGAGCCACUGCCCCCUCAACAGAAUACCUUGCUGGAGUUCGUGGAUGAAACCGUAGGAACAAAUAUUCCAAAGCCUUUUGUACCCGGCGUCCAAAGAGGUUUCAUAGAUACUUGUCAAAAAGGAUAUCUCUCAGGCCACAAAAUAUCCGGCGUGAAGUUCCGCCUGCAAGAUGGUGCUCAUCAUAUUGUUGACUCUAGUGAACUUGCUUUCUUCCUCGCUGCUAAGGGAGCUGUGAAAGAAGUGUUUGAAAAUGGAUCCUGGCAAAUUCUAGAACCAAUUAUGUUUGUGGAGGUGACCAUGCCAGAAGAGUUCCAUGGUACAAUUGUUGGACAGUUGAACAAAAGAGGAGGCAUUGUAACUGGCACUGAAGGCUCUGAGGGAUGGACAACAAUAUAUGCUGAAGUACCUUUAAAUAAUAUGUUUGGAUAUGCAGGCGAGUUAAGAUCAAUGACACAAGGUAAGGGUGAGUUCAGCAUGGAGUACAGCCGUUAUUCACCUUGUCUACCAGAUGUCCAGGAACAAUUGAUCAGGAAAUAUCAGGAGGAAAUGGGCCUGUUACCCGAUCAAAAGAAGAAGAAGAAUUGA
Messenger RNA from Parnassius mnemosyne (clouded apollo), 2238 nucleotides. The record is from the annotation of a GenBank genome assembly. NCBI's taxonomy places the organism in Eukaryota, Metazoa, Arthropoda, Insecta, Lepidoptera, Papilionidae.